Messenger RNA from Trametes versicolor FP-101664 SS1, 957 nucleotides. RefSeq lists its product as uncharacterized. The transcript is spliced from 5 exons. The record is from RefSeq and is a predicted model, not a curated record. Lineage: Eukaryota; Fungi; Basidiomycota; Agaricomycetes; Polyporales; Polyporaceae. Bases 1 to 957 code for a protein of 318 amino acids.
AUGGACAAGGGUGCGUUGUUGAAGCUCAAGCGCGCAGAUAUACAGCAGCUAGCCAAGCGCGAUGGCGUGAAGGCAAACGGCAAGACGGCCGAUAUCGUCGAGGAGCUGGUGAAGAAGCACCACCCACUGCUGGUCCCUGCCAUGGGUGCAAAGCCAGAUACCCCAGUCAUAUCAAACAAGACGAAGGCAAAGGCCAGCGACAAGAAGCCUAAAGUCAUGGUCGAGAUCAGCACCAAGCCGCCCCCGAAGCAGGCUUCCGCAAAGCGAGCCCCCCCAGCAGCGCGAAGCCCAGCCAAAUCGCCGACAGCCGUGCGCGCGAGCCCGAAGUGCGCAGACGCGAAUGCGUCGGCAUGUCCGCGCAUUAGUCCUAAGGAAGCCUCAGCACGCGCCAUGCCGCCCCCUCCGCCACGAAUCGUGUUGCCAAAACCGGCCAAGGACGCAGGGUCGCGCAGUCCCGCCCAGGUCUCGGAGACGGGCACCGAGCCGGCCUAUGAAGCACCGCAACCCGCGCCGAGCGUGGAGGUCCUCUGCCCGACCAUCACGGAACUCCGUACAGCGCUGCGGAAUGUGAAGCCUCUUACAGAGCAGAAUGGGGACGUGCGGAACCAGCUUCGUGAGCUCGGGAUCCUUGUGGAUGUCGUCGAGAAGCGCGAGGCGAGGGUCCGCGAGAAGGUCCAGCGUGUGCAGAAGAUGCGGCUUGCGCUGGGCAAACACUUCUUCGCGAUGAUGAAGGAGGACCCUCGGCUGACGAAUGGGACCUGGGAGAGGCCGGAGAGCAAGGAGAGCGAGGUGGCCGGGCAGCAGGAAGGCGACGAGAAACCUUCCGGUGAGGGACCGGGCGGCAUGGAGCAAUCUGGUGACGCACGACCGGAGGCCCAUCUUAAAAACGCACGAAGCCGUCCUGAGGAUGUCAGCGACGAGCCCCCAACGAAGCGAGUGCGAAGGUGGAGGGCUUGA